Molecule: messenger RNA, 2553 nt
Organism: Colias croceus (clouded yellow)
Lineage: Eukaryota; Metazoa; Arthropoda; Insecta; Lepidoptera; Pieridae
Exons: 3
Coding region: 1-2553 (850 amino acids)
Molecular function (GO): catalytic activity
Source: RefSeq, a predicted model, not a curated record
AUGGCGGAGGAAACGGAAGCAAAUCGGGGCUCGCAGCGACCAAUGCGCCUGCGCUGCCUAGAGGAUAUUUGCUAUCGUCGCAUCAAGAACCUCGUUAAUUCCAACCUGUCAACUCUCUGGCUUCGUAUAGACUGCGAUGACCAUCCACGGGUCUAUGCGUGCGUGUACAGGUUGCACAGUGGAGAUGCUGAAACCGAUCGGCUUAUGGAGCACCUUCAAAUCACAGCCGACGCAGCACUCGAACAGAUCCCCUCUGCUGAAAUUAUCGUCUUAGGCGAUUUCAAUGCCCACCAUACUCAAUGGUUGGGGUCACGACUUACUGACCAUGCGGGGAGAUCUGUUUACGACUUUGCAUUGGCUAAUGGUCUAAGACAACUGGUGUCUUCGAUCACGAGGCUGCCUGAUGUUGUGGACCAUACCCCUUCCAUGUUAGACCUCCUGCUCACCUCCCAUCCAAAUAACUAUCAGGUCAAUACUGAUGCCCCUUUAGGCACAUCAGACCAUUGCCUGGUUCGCAGUGUGGUGCCAAUCUUGCGCUCAAGGCGGCCCCGAUCUGGUGGCUGCCGGCGCGUUUGGCACUACAGAGCGGCUGAUUGGGAUGGAAUGCGGGAGUUCUUUUCAUCCUAUCCCUGGAAGCAAGUUUGUUUUGCACACGAUCCUAGUGCUUAUGCUGACUCUGUCGCGGAUGUGGUUCUGCAGGGAAUGGAACUUUUCAUACCGAGUUCUGUAGUACCCAUCGGCGGCAAGUCUCAGCCCUGGUACGGUCAUCUUUGCAAAGAGGCAUUUCGCCAGAAGCAAGAUUGUUUCCGUAACUGGGCAGAUGCAUUUUUAAAACAGGAUCCGAAUGCCAGUGCUCUUAAAAAACAAUAUAACUUUGCCUGCAGGCAGUACAAAAGGAAAAUGAGCAUAGCAAAGUCCGAGUUUAUACGCGGUAUUGGCAAAAAACUGACACGUUUCCCAUCCGGUAGCCGAGCUUUCUGGUCGCUCGCUAAAGCCAUCCAAGGAAACUUUUGUCAGCCGACGUUCCCACCCUUGCGCCGGGAAGAUGAUACCUUAGCCCACUCGCCCAAAGAGAAAGCCGAUUUAUUAGGCGCUCUCUUUGCGUCCAAUUCCACCUUGGACGACAGGGGAAAGCACUCUUAUGAUGUCGGCAUUGCUCCAGCUUCGUGGAAAACCGCCGCCGUGCACCCGAUCCCUAAGAAAGGCGAUCAAUCAGACCCCUCUAACUACAGGCCCAUUGCUAUUACCUCUUUGCUCUCAAAAGCCAUGGAAAGCAUAAUCAACCGUCAGCUCUUAGGCUACCUAGAGGAGAACCAGCUGAUCAGUGACCAUCAGUAUGGUUUUCGCCAUGGACGUUCGGCUUGUGAUCUCUUGGUCUUUCUAACUCACCGAUGGGCUGCGGCUAUUGAGAGUAAAGGGGAAGCAUUAGCCGUUAGUCUUGAUGUCGCAAAAGCCUUUGAUCGGGUGUGGCACCGGGCUCUACUAUCGAAGCUAACAUCAUAUGGACUCCCCGAGAAGUUACGCACAUGGAUAGCCAGCUUUCUUGCAGCACGAAAUAUUCGGGUCUUAGUCGACGGAUCGUGCUCGGAGCUUAUGCCUGUAAACGCUGGCGUCCCUCAAGGCUGUGUUCUUUCACCCACACUAUUUCUUCUGCAUAUCAAUGACAUGUUACAAAUUAGUAACAUUCAUUGUUAUGCAGAUGAUAGUACUGGUGACGCCUCUUACACUGGCCAUGCUAACUUCUCGAGAGAAAAUGUCGAUGAGUGCAGAAACACUUUGGUGUCCAAGAUUGAAACUCUUUUGGAAGAAGUUUCAAAGUGGGGUCGUAAAAACCUCGUAGAGUUUAACCCCACUAAGACACAACUAUGUGCAUUCACGGCCAAAAAAAAGCCAUUUGAAUCGGCUCCCCUUUUUAUGAACACUCCCCUCAGCGUCAAGUCUAGCAUCGCGAUUCUUGGCGUCAAUAUUUCUGACGAUGUUCAGUUUCGCGAUCAUUUGGAAGGCAAAGCUUCUCUAGCUUCAAAAAAACUGGGCGUCCUUUACAGAGCGAAGCAGUAUUUCAGGCCUGACCAUCUUCUGUUACUAUAUAAAGCUCAGAUACGGCCACACAUGGAAUACUGCUCACAUCUCUGGGCCGGCGCCCCGUUAUACCAACUCCUUCCACUUGAUCGCGUUCAACGUAGAGCAGUUAGAAUGAUUGGCGACCCAAGACUUAGCGAUCGGCUUGACCCUCUUGCUUUGCGACGAGACAUUGCUUCACUGUGUGUCUUUUAUCGCAUAUACCAUGGGGAGUGUUCAGAGGAGUUAUUCGAGUUCAUACCAGCAGCGGAAUUUCACCACCGCUCCGCCCGUCACAAAGCUAACUUCCAUCCACACCAUUUGGACCGCUGGCGAACGAGUACCGUACGCUUCUCGCGACACUUUUUACCCCGCACUACCAUCUUGUGGAACAGUCUACCCCCUUCUGUAUUCCCGCACGUGUAUGACUUAAAUACCUUUAAAAAGAGAGCCUACAUCCAUCUUCGACAGCCGGUAACAGCCUCACAAGGGUAA